This is a messenger RNA of Microcebus murinus (gray mouse lemur), 2857 nucleotides long. The record is from RefSeq and is a predicted model, not a curated record. NCBI's taxonomy places the organism in Eukaryota, Metazoa, Chordata, Mammalia, Primates, Cheirogaleidae.
AUGGGCCUCCCUGCCCUGUUAGGACCCCGAGCUCCGCAGCGCGCGGCCGCGGGGGGCAGGACGCCCGUGACGCCGGAGCGCGCGCGGGAGCUGCGAGCACGCCGGGCCCAGGUCCCGAGCACUGGGCGCCGCCGGCCGGCUACGGGGAAGCGGUCGCAAGGCAUGGUUGCCACAGCAACGCGGACAGGCGCGCAGCGAUUGGCGGAGCCUCCGAGGGGGCCAGGCUCGGAAGGCGUCUCGCGAGAGCUCGGCCUCGAGGACUUCCGGCCGGCGAGGGCCGACGAGGCGGGGCUUCCGGCCCGGGCCCAGUGGCUUUUGGUGGCGGGCGGUUGUGGCAUGUUGGCGCUCGCGUGUGCGUUGCCGUCCUCCAGGCACGAGGCUGCAGGCGGGAGCAGCCCCGGGCCGGCCCCAGACGGCCGCCAGAAGCGCGGGGCAGGCGGCCGUUCCAAAGUCAGGGGCUCCAGGGCUGUGUCAGCAACGGGCCAUGCUGGCACUGUGCUGGCAUGGAGCAUUGUGGCCGGGAAGGGACAUCUGGUCUUUAACCCCCAUGGCCAGGACAUCUGUGGCCCCACGGAACUUGGUGGCAAGGAGAGUCGUGCCAAGGCCAGUGGGCUCUUGAGCCUGCAGAUGGUGGAGGACAGGCACGGCCCCCCUUGUCCGUGCUGUGCCGUGCCGGCGGGCGGAGGCAUCGAGCCUGCUCUGCAGAAGCGGGAGCUAAAGACGGGGCAGAGGGAGAAGCUGGAGGGGCUGCUUCAUUUUACAGCCUUCAAGUGGUCAAAUGGCUCCUUCUCUGUCUUCUUCUUCCUGUCCCGCCCUCUAGACACCAGCAAUGAAAAUGGCCUCGAGGCUGCUCUGAGGGCAGAGGGCAGCGCCAAGCACGGGGGCUUCACCGGUGGCCCCAAAGUGAAACCGAAAUGGAGCCUGGUCAUGUGGCAGCAGGCGAGAUCUGCAGCUGGGCAGACGCGGUUGCCAGCAGCCCCCGCCGGAGGCAUGGAGUGUCCUUCGUGCCAGCAUGUCUGCAAAGAGGAAGCCCCCAAGUUCUGCAGCCAGUGCGGACACAGACUACCUCCUCCUGUGGCCCCCGUGGCAGAUCCCGGGCGCAGUGAUGCUGCAGCGGCCCCGGAGGGCGGCUUGGAGUGUGGGGAGGAGGCGAAGGAGGAAGGGAGCUCUUGUCUGUCCCCAGGCUCAGGUGAUUGUCCAGAAAGCCCAGAUGAGCCCUGUUCCGAAGCCCCUUGGACUGUCCAGCAGACUGGCAAGCCCAGAAACUGGCAAGCUCAGAACUGGAUGAUCCGAGGCCAGGAAAGGUUCGCACAGAUGUGGAAGGCCGUGACCGCAGGGCUCUACCGACGCCUGCCGAGAAAUAGCGCCGACCACAUGCUCACAUUGCGAUGGGCGGAGGUGGAAGACAGCAGUUCAGAAACGCAGAGACUCUUGGGCAGCCAGCGUGGGGACGUGCUCUACCCGACACUGGAGGAGAGCGCCUGCCGACCGCCCUGGGAGGCGUGGUUUUAUCCAUCAGACGGUGGAGUUCUGUGUGAGGCCGAGACCAAGGACGAGGCGGCCGUUGCUGGGGAGAACGCUGCUGAGAAGGAGCGCGGGCAGGGGGGAGGCCCGAAGGAGCCAGAAGGGAACAGCAGAGGCUGUGCCGCGGCUGCGAAGAGCGAGAAGGAGCACAGCCACCAGAGCGCCGCCCCGCAGGAAGUCACGGCCAGCCCGCCGAGCCCCGGAGAAGGCGUCACGGUGUACUUCCACGCCAUCCUCUCCAAAGACUUUGAUUUCAACCCCGACCGCCAUACGUUGUUUGUCCGCGGGGGAGGGGAGCUUGGGCAGCCGGAAUGGAGCAGGCGCGUCUGCGAGCUGCACUGCACCAGGCACCUGCCCGAGGAGGGCUGGCUGGUCGAGGGCAGCGCCGUCAUUUCCAGGCGGCACCUGGACACACCCAUCCCUUACAAGUACGUCGUUGGGCACGACAAGGGCUCUGGGGAGUACGAGUUCAUCUACAAGGUCCCACAGAGGCAGGGCGAGCAAGUCAACCGCUGCCUGUGCAUAAAAUCUUCACUCCUGGGCGCAGGAGAGUGGCAUCAGUACGAUGACAUAAUUUGUAUGAGGCCUCUUGAGAUGUUCCAGGGAGUCCUAGACCACGUAACAGAAGAGAGGAGGAGGUCGCUGGUGAAAGGGAAGCAGCGGGCCGCCACCGUGAUGCUGGACAGCAUCUUCAGUGUCCUCCAGACCUGGGAUGCCAUCAACUUAAACAGCUUCUUCACCCAGUUCCAGCAGUUUUACUCUGUCGUCCGAGCGCCCAUGAUCUACGAAGGACGUGCACAGCCCUGGAGCGAUUUGCGCUAUGGAGAGAAAGAGGUGAAGAAGGACUUGUGGGAGUAUUUGAAAAAGCAAAUGGACCCAUUUCUGGACGGGUCGGGGGACUCUCUGCCUGACGGCCGCCCGGUGAGGAGCAAACUGAGAAUGGGCCUGGUCGUGCUUUUCUCGGUGGAAAAGUUCGGCUUGCCCAUGUCAGAAGAUGACCUGGACUUGCUGUGUCGCAUGCUUGUCCCGGACUCCAGCUCACCGCACGACCUUCACGACGACCUCAGCCACAUCCUUAGGACAGCUCAGAGGUAUUGUUAAUUUUUUUGUCAAGAGGUUUUACAGCCACUCGUAGGGAUUUUAUCUGAUUGCAAAACACGUGCUGGACAGAAUGGCUGGAAGCCCAGUGAGGAAGAAACAAAACCGCCCCGGAUUUUACCACUCGCUGUUGCCAUUUCAGUGUUUAUUGCUCUAGCCUUUUCCUAGCACAUGUAUCAUUUUAAACUUUAUUAGAUUCCACAUGCUGUUGAAUACCUGCUUUUCAGAAGCUCCG